Messenger RNA from Nycticebus coucang (slow loris), 2119 nucleotides. RefSeq names its product cilia and flagella associated protein 52 (gene CFAP52). Bases 2 to 1864 code for a protein of 620 amino acids. Lineage: Eukaryota; Metazoa; Chordata; Mammalia; Primates; Lorisidae. Gene Ontology annotation, biological process: cilium assembly. The record is from RefSeq and is a predicted model, not a curated record. The transcript has 14 exons. Gene Ontology annotation, molecular function: protein binding.
GAUGGAAGACCAAAUUUCGCCCGAGGCCCAGGUGGCGGAGCUGGAACUUGACGCCGUGAUCGGCUUCAAUGGACACGUGCCCAAAGGUCUCAAAUGCCAUCCUGACCAGGAACAUCUGAUUUAUCCACUGGGUUGCACAGUUCUCAUUCAGGCAAUAAAUACCAAUGAGCAGAAUUUCCUGCAAGGUCAUGGCAACAAUGUUUCCUGUUUGGCCAUCUCCACAAGAGGAGAUUACAUCGCCUCCGGACAAGUCACUUUCAUGGGGUUCAAGGCAGAUAUCAUUUUGUGGGAUUAUAAGAAAAGGGAGCUGAUCGCUCGGCUCUCACUUCACAAGGGCAAAAUUCAAGCUCUGGCCUUUUCACCCAAUGAUCUGUACUUGUUAUCGCUAGGAGGCCCAGAUGAUGGAAGUGUAGUGGUGUGGAGCAUAGAAAAGAGAGAUGCCAUCUGCGGCAGCCCUGCAGCCGGCCUCAGUGUCGGGAAUGCCACCUCGGUGGUCUUCUCAAAGUGCCGAGAUGAGAUGUUUGUGACUGCUGGCAAUGGGACAAUUCGAGUAUGGGAACUGGAUCUUCCAAACAGAAAAAUCCGGCCAACUGAAUGCCAAACAGGACAGAUGAAAAGAAUAGUCAUGAGUGUUGGAAUGGCCGACGAUGAUAGCUUUUUCUACCUUGGCACCACAACUGGAGAUAUUCUAAAAAUGAACCCCAGGACAAAACUGCUCGCAGACACUGGGCCUGUGAAGGAAAAAUUCAGUUUGGGAGUGUCUGCUAUCAAGUGCUUGAAGAUGGGGGGUCUGUUGGUGGGCUCUGGAGCCGGAUUGCUGGUCUUCUGCAAAAGCCCUGGAUACAAACCCAUUAAGAAAAUUCAGUUACAAGGUGGCGUCACUUCUAUCACACUUCGAGGAGAAGGACACCAGUUUUUUGUAGGAACAGAAGAAUCGCACAUUUAUCGCAUCAACUUUACAGAUUUCAAAGAGACUCUUGUUGUGACGUGCCACUUUGAAGCUGUCGAGGAUAUUGUCUUUCCAUUCGGCACUGCUGAGCUUUUUGCCACCUGUGCCAAGACAGACAUCAGGGUGUGGCACACGUCAUCUAACAGGGAGCUGCUGCGGAUCACAGUCCCCAACAUGACCUGCCACGGCAUUGACUUCAUGAGAGAUGGCAGGAGCAUCAUUUCAGCGUGGAACGACGGCAAAAUCCGGGCCUUUGCCCCAGAGACAGGCCGCCUGAUGUAUGUCAUAAACAGCGCUCACAGGAUCGGCGUCACCGCCAUUGCCACCACCAGCGACUGUAAAAGGGUCAUCAGUGGUGGUGGGGAAGGGGAGGUGAGGGUGUGGCAGAUAGAGCGCCAGACCCAGAAGCUGGAGGAGGCCCUCAAGGAGCACAAGUCGCCCGUGUCCUGCAUCAGGGUGAAGAAGAACAACGAGGAGUGUGUCACGGCCAGCACUGACGGGACCUGCAUCAUCUGGGACCUCGUGCGUCUUAGGAGGAAUCAGAUGAUCCUGGCCAACACCUUAUUCCAGUGUGUGUGUUAUCACCCCGAGGAGUUCCAGAUCGUCACCAGUGGAACAGACAGAAAGAUUGCUUACUGGGAAGUAUUUGAUGGUUCAGUAAUUAGAGAGUUGGAAGGUUCCUUGUCUGGGUCAAUAAAUGGUAUGGAUAUCACGCAGGAAGGAGCUCACUUUGUCACAGGUGGAAAUGACCAUCUGAUCAAAGUUUGGGAUUAUAACGAGGGUGAAGUGACUCAUGUUGGGGUGGGACACAGUGGUAACAUCACAGGGAUCCGGAUUAGUCCAGGAAAUCGUUACAUUGUCAGCGUAAGCGCUGACGGAGCCAUUCUUCGAUGGAAGUACCCAUUUCCCUCCUGAAGAACCUGGGGUCUCCCGGAGCCACCACAUCGCCUGGUCCUGUUGAGGAUGGGGUUUAGAUAACUCCAACUGUAGUCUUGAUUUUCCACGUUGCUGUUUUUGUUCUUCAGUUGAAACGUUUUCUAAGUUUCUCCUUUCCUUUAUAGAAUGCAUUUACGUUCUUAAAGUGUAUAUUAAGAUUGAAAUAUGUUGAAGAAUACUUUUUCCAGACUGUAAUUAAAACAGUUUUAUUAUGAUUAAAUUCUCCAUUGUUGG